This is a messenger RNA of Ictidomys tridecemlineatus (thirteen-lined ground squirrel), 960 nucleotides long. The record is from RefSeq and is a predicted model, not a curated record. Lineage: Eukaryota; Metazoa; Chordata; Mammalia; Rodentia; Sciuridae.
AUGCCCUCAAAGGAGAUUGUGGAGCCUGCCCUCUUCUCUCUUUUGCUUCUUGGCUAUGAGUCAAACCUCCCAAGCAUGGUUCCUCCUGGGGCCUUUGUGCUGUCUGUGGGAAGCCGCGAAGACUUGAUGAAGAUGGUGCGGCCGCCCUACUCGUACUCAGCACUCAUAGCCAUGGCCAUCCAGAGCGCGCCCGAUCGCAAGCUUACGCUCAGCCACAUCUACCAGUUCGUGGCCGACAGCUUCCUCUUCUACCAGCGCAACAAGGCUGGCUGUCAGAAUUCUAUUCGCCACAACCUGUCGCUCAAUGACUGCUUCAAGAAGGUGCCCCGCGACGAGGAUGACCCAGGGAAAGGUAAUUACUGGACUCUGGAUCCAAACUGCAAGAUGAUGUUUGAUAAUGGAAACUUCCGAAGGAAGCGCAAGCGGCGCUCAGAGGCCAGCAGCAGCUCUGCGGUGGCCACGGGGACUUCCAUGUCAGAAGAAGGGCUGUCCUCGGGAUUGCGGGCCGUGGGCGGCGCCCCGCAGGGAGAAGGCCCCUCCUCUGUGCUGCUGCCAGCGCAGUCUCCGGAGCCUGAGGGCGCCAAGAGCCCCGGGUCCCCACCGGGUGGCCCUGUGCUGGCCUCCACCCCCUGCCUCGGUGCCUUCUUCAGCAGCCUCAGCGGUCUCAGCGUUGGCAGCGGUGGGAGUGCCCAGAGCGCCAGCCCUGGUGGCUGCCACCUGGGGGCCCAGGGCCCUCAGCUGCCCUCCAGCAGCAUCUUCUCUUCCACCUCCAUCUCCGAGGCCUCUGCAGACACCUUGGCGCUGGGCAGCAGCAGCAGCAGCAGCAGCCAGAGAUCUUCCUACUAUAGCCCGUUCCCGGCCAGUGCCGGUGGGGGCCAGAGCAGCCCCUUCAGCAGCCCCUUCUACAACCUGGGCAUGGUCAACAGCCUCAUCUACCCACGGGAGGGCUCCGAGGUGUAG